This is a messenger RNA of Frankliniella occidentalis (western flower thrips), 1953 nucleotides long. RefSeq names its product ubiquitin-associated protein 1. Bases 199 to 1875 code for a protein of 558 amino acids. NCBI's taxonomy places the organism in Eukaryota, Metazoa, Arthropoda, Insecta, Thysanoptera, Thripidae. Gene Ontology annotation, cellular component: ESCRT I complex. Gene Ontology annotation, molecular function: ubiquitin binding. The record is from RefSeq and is a predicted model, not a curated record. The transcript is spliced from 6 exons. Gene Ontology annotation, biological process: ubiquitin-dependent protein catabolic process via the multivesicular body sorting pathway.
UGUGUACGUAAAUCCAAUCAGGUUCUGUUUGGUUUGAAGACAUCAACCAACAUUACGAAAAUGUUUUUAAAUCCAUUUUGACAUAAUCUUUGUAUUUUAUCAUUUUCCCGGUAGGGAACUAACAAACAAUGGUUCGAUCAUUUUCUUCCUUAGAGUAUAACUGAUUUGAUUGAAAUGCAAGAUUAAAACUCGACCACUAUGUCUGGAAAAGAUGGUGAAAAGCAUGUUUUCUCCUAUAUGGAUGGAAUCCCAGUCAAGAUCAGUGAAAAAUAUAAACCCCCCAGGAAAAUAAUUUUACCAGUAGGGUUCCAAAACCGUCUUCUUCAACCCCCUGUUGUUCCUGAUUAUGAUUUCCAACUGGAACAUGAUGUGAUAGAUAAGCUGCAGCAGUGGCGUAGUUCAAGAUAUAAGGAGAGAGAAGAGAGGAAAGGGCGUUUAGCAGAGGAAGAUGCCAAACGUCAAAAACUCUUAGAGACAAUGCAAGAACUAGAAGAAACCAUGAAUGAACUGUCAACUGAGGAGGAGUCUCAAUCAAAGAAGCAGCUAUCUGAAUCAGCUGCACCUACACCAGUUUCAGUCCCAGUUCAACAAUCUCCUAAAACCCAGUCAGCUUUACCGCCUCAGCAGCCUGUUUGUAUACCAGUCAUCAGUGAAGGGAACCCUAUCCUGAGACCUAUUCCCUUUAAGCAUCAAGUUGUCACCUCUCAGAUAAAUAACAAUAACCCAAUAAGUGCCUUCAAUUUGUCAGAUUUUGAAGCUGACACUUCAAGUCCUUUUGACAAUAUGGAACUAAAGACUAUUAAUGAUCUGGAAGAACUAGCACAAGUUCUACAGCCUUCAACAGUUACUCAAGUACCCAAUUACUACCAAAACUUGGUUGGAACUGAUGAGCAUUUUGGAAACUUGCAUCAUCAAACUAUGAAUUGCCAAGUUCCCUCAAUUGAACAGCCUUUUAAUCUUUCCAGUAGUGAUAAAAUGCUCAAUGAUGCGAAGUGUGGUGUAAGCUAUCAAUCCCAUGUCAAUGGGUUUACCUCAAAUUAUGACUAUAAUAGUGUGCAAAAUUAUCAUCCUCAAUCUGUGAUACCACAUCAUAAUCCUCAUGGUCACGUUGCUGCAUACAAUUUCAUUGAUAGAGAUCUUAUGCCCCACCAUAGUGAAAUGUCAUUUUCUUAUUCGCAUCAAGAGCCUCAACAAUUACCACAACAGCAGCAUAUCCAAAGUUUCUAUGGUUCAAAUGUCUGGCCAUCUGUAUCUUACCAACAGUCUAGACCACAGGAGUCAUUUAAAAGCAUAAUGCUAAAUGAGAGUAAAGCUAUGUCCUCAAAUCCCCCAAAGCUUACAAUGUUGUCAUCAGCUUCAGUCGAUGAGGCGUCACCUGAAUCUGAUGCACCUAUCAGUUGUGCCGCACAGCAGUUGAGUGAAAUCAUGAAAAUUCGUGCAUUGAAAAAUCAACCAAAACCUUCUGAUGACUCAACACCUGAAAAUAGUUCAUCAUCAGUCCAAUCACCAACAUCACCGAUUGAACCAGAUCCCUAUCAGUCACUUCACUCCGAAAGCCAGUUUCUUGUACAGAAGAUUGCAGAAAUGGGUUUUCCAAGAGGACGAGUGGCAAGAGCAUGUAAAAAAUUAGGCACUAAUGACAAGAAGAUUGUGGAAUUUCUCCUAUCACUACAAUCCCUGCUGGAUGCUGGUUAUCAGGAAGGACGUGCAGAACAUGCAUUAUCACUACUCAAUAAUGAUGUGAAAGCUGCCAUCAAUUUUCUUCAAGUUGAAUCACAGCUUCUGGACCUUGGUUUUCCGGUGGAUCGUGUUUCAGAAGCACUUGUCAAAUUUAAUUGUGAUAGAGACCAAGCUCUCGAAUUCCUCAUAUCUUAAUAGUGUUUUUCUUUCCAUUUCUUUGUGAUCAUUGUUCACUGAAUUGUAUAUGUUCAUUAAACAGGUAAUUUAAAUGCA